This is a messenger RNA of Alnus glutinosa, 1370 nucleotides long. RefSeq names its product MADS-box protein JOINTLESS-like. The record is from RefSeq and is a predicted model, not a curated record. Gene Ontology annotation, cellular component: nucleus. NCBI's taxonomy places the organism in Eukaryota, Viridiplantae, Streptophyta, Magnoliopsida, Fagales, Betulaceae. Gene Ontology annotation, molecular function: RNA polymerase II cis-regulatory region sequence-specific DNA binding; DNA-binding transcription factor activity, RNA polymerase II-specific; protein dimerization activity. Gene Ontology annotation, biological process: positive regulation of transcription by RNA polymerase II. The transcript is spliced from 9 exons. The coding region runs from base 308 to 964 and encodes 218 amino acids.
AGAUAAUGAAGCUAGAAAAGCGGUGUUCAUUAAUUCUUCUUCUCCUUCUUCACCUCCUUCUGUAAACUAGGGUUGGUCUAAAAUUCUUGACUAAAUUUGGAAAAGUACCUCUCUUUCAACUGUUUUCUGCAAAACCCAUCUUUCUUCUUUCCUUUUUUCUUUCUCUACAGUCCAGUCUCUCUCUCUCUCUCUCUCUCUCUCCAAAAUUUCCAUUUAUAGAAUGCUUAAUAACUAGAAGGGUGGAAGAUCUGCCAAAUUAGUUGAUUUUUGUCUGAAAGGGGCCGUCGGAUUAUUUUUUGGAGCAGAAAUGACGAGGAGGAAAAUCCAGAUAAAAAAGAUCGAGAACACGACGGCAAGGCAGGUGACUUUCUCCAAGAGGAGGAGGGGGCUGUUUAAGAAGGCUUUGGAGCUCUCAACUCUCUGCGACGCUGAAUUAGCUCUCAUAGUCUUUUCUUCCACUGGAAAGCUCUUUGACUACGCCAGCUCAAGUGUGCUGCAGGUAAUUGAAAGGCAAAAUCUGGAAUUGAAGAAUCUUGGCAAAAUGGACCAAUUAGCUUUGGACCUGCAGCUUGAGAACAGUAGCUACACCUCGUUGAGCAAUGAAAUCGUGGAAAAGACUCGUGAACUGAGGCAGAUGAAGGGAGAAGAGCUCCAAGGAUUGAAUAUAGAAGAACUAGAGAAACUAGAGCAACUUCUCCAAGAAGGCUUGAGCCGCGUUUUAAAUGCAAAGGAUAAAAGAUUUGUAGAAGAGAUCAGUGCCCUUGAGCGGAAGGUAACCCAACUGAUGGAGGAUAACCGGCGAAUAAAACAGAUGGGGAAUCUGUUCAACAUUAAAACACAUGUAAUUGAACAUGGUCGGUCAUCUGAGUCAAUCACCAAUAUUUGCAGCUCAGCUGAUCCUCCUCAACACCAUGACAACGACGACGACACUUCUCUCAAGUUGGGGUUACCUUUCUCUAACUGAUUUUGAAAGAUAAAGAAGGUCAAGAGUACAUGUGACACAUUUUCUCAAUCGAAAAACAAGCAUGUCUAAGUAAAACCGAUUUGUUUCCAGAAGGUGAUCAGCUAUAGAUGCCUAAUUUUCUUAUGAACAUGCAGAAUCAAGGAUAGGGGAGAGGGAGCAAAUCCCCCCUGUCCCACCUAAAAACAUUGAAAAAAUAAAUGGGAUUCUAUAAAUAAAUGAAUCCGUAGGAUUGAUCGACUCUCGAAAGCAUUGGAAAAAUAAACGGGAUUCUACAAAGGUGAGGGAUCUGGAUUGCAGGCAUAAUGCAGAAGAACAAUAAAUAGACUGAAAGGUUUGUUUCCAAGAGAUCACAUACUGUAUGAUUGUAUCCGUUCAUUUCGCUAAUAAAAAUGUUUUUGAGAGUUGA